UUGCCCAUCCGCCCAUUGAUUCACAUCUCGCCUUGCCGAACUCUUGCUGCGCGCUACCAUAUCAUCUGUAUUGAUAAUCAUCAUCGUCGACUACACAAUGAGCGGAGCUGGCGGCUUUUAUAAGUACCGAUGCAAGUACUUUUAUACACACAACUGUCCCAACUGGGUUUGGGUGAACAAUGCGCCUUGCGCAUCAUGUCUUGCCGAUGGACGCGAUAACGAAGGAUCUGCCCUACCAACUUGGGGGCUUCCACGAGACAUUGUCGUGCCACAAGUGCUGAACGGAAUUCUGCAAUACACUCUCAUGGAGCUUGUAGCUCCUUCAGAACCCGGCGACGACUGGACACUUAGAGACAAAGCCAACCGGCCUCCACCGUCAAUUCCCGUAACAAGUGCCAUGCCUGGCAUACCGGGGAUUUUAGCACAGCACCGGUUUUGAUAGCUAGAUUGAGGCGGCUCUCAAGGCACAUAUGAGCGUUAGCUUUAACGACGACAGGUGGAAAAUAAUAAUCGACGAGAAAAGACUGGACUGGGCUAUCGAGUACGGCAACACAGAAACAGACCGAAAUGCCUCUCUUGGUCGCCGGCCAUGCUGAAACGCGCCAUUGGGCGUGUGCAGUGUACGAUUUUUGAUUGACUGCAACACUGGACAAUGGAUGGAGCGGGAGGUUGGUGGCUGGAGCAAGACGGCGAGCAAACAAACCCACGCGAGAUGAGAUACCCAUGUGCUGCGUUGAACAUUUCUGGAGACGGGACUCCAUUCUGAACUUGUAUUUAUUUUUGGGCGGAUUUUUGUCUUCUUAUUGUUCGUUUCAUUGGGAUAGCAUACAGGCGUGAGAGAGUUUUGAUGGGUAUAGGAGCAAUUAUUUUCUUUUCUUUUUUGGUCAUCUUGGAGCUGGAAAACUGAUUUCUGACCUCUUUUCUGAUAAAGAAGACAAGCGAUGUGGAUAGGGCAGGCAAGACAGGGUCGUGAGAUAUGGUGUGCCUCGGAAAAAGAGCUCGUCUGAUAAUCCUUGUCCAACUGCGAUACUUAUCAGUCGACUGUUGUUUGUUUCUAGAUGAAGUACCCCACCGAC
This is a messenger RNA of Fusarium graminearum PH-1, 1076 nucleotides long. RefSeq lists its product as uncharacterized. The record is from RefSeq and is a predicted model, not a curated record. Lineage: Eukaryota; Fungi; Ascomycota; Sordariomycetes; Hypocreales; Nectriaceae. The coding region runs from base 98 to 439 and encodes 113 amino acids. The transcript has 2 exons.